AGAGGAGAGAGGAGGGCAGGACUGGCAGGGUGCGGUCUGAAGUGGCAACAGAUCGUUUUGGAUCACUCAAAUCCCUUCAAUUCAACUGGAAAGGCUGCAGCUCGUUGCGCGCCGGUCGCAUAUGGAACGGAAAAGCUUUCAUAUCCAGGGAGCGCACCGACUUAAAUAGCAGGCGAAAGUGGCCGAUGCUCUGACAGUUUCCCAGAGCAAAAGAAAGAGAGGGAGAGAAACCACAACACUGCAACAUGGAUAUCAGUAACCGCUCUCUCUCUCUCUCUCUCUCUCUCCCUCUCUUUGACUCACCCACCAAAUCGACUUUGAACCUGUUUGUUUAAAUGCACGUACUUUACAGCCCACACACUUACUGUUGAUUCUGCUUGGCGGUGGGAGGGCGAAGUUUCUCAAUUCGGCGCAUUCUUUUUUGGAGCAGCUCGACGAACUUGGCGGCGUCCCCAUGGUGUCCGGUGCAGCCGGCGCGUUGAGCUUCUCUCCUCCGAGCUUUUCGGACGUGAUGUUGCGGUCGUCACGGACGAUGGAGUCGGCGACUGAACCGGGGCGGCACUGAAGCAACCCCUCUCCCCAGGGAGAGCGCUCCCUCUCCCCGCGGGGCGAUGCGGAUCUCCUUCCUCCCGCUCACCGCCUCUCUGUGCGCCUUGGUCCUCCUCCUCGCACCUGCCUCGGAGGGCUGCGGGCCGGGGAGGGGGUACGGCAAGAGGCGGCUCCCCAAGAAGCUCACGCCGCUUGCCUACAAGCAGUUCAGCCCCAACGUGGCCGAGAAGACCCUGGGCGCCAGCGGCCGGCCCGAGGGCAAAAUUACGCGCAACUCGGAGCGCUUCAAGGAGCUGACGCCGAAUUACAACACGGACAUCAUCUUCAAGGACGAGGAGGACACGGGCGCCGACCGGCUCAUGACCCAGCGUUGUAAAGACAAGUUGAACUCUCUGGCCAUCUCGGUGAUGAACAUGUGGCCCGGGGUGAAGCUGAGAGUGACAGAGGGCUGGGACGAGGACGGCCAUCAUUCAGAGGACUCGCUGCACUAUGAGGGACGUUCUGUCGAUAUCACCACGUCAGACAGGGACAGAAAUAAGUAUGCCAUGUUGGCACGGCUGGCUGUAGAAGCUGGAUUCGACUGGGUCUACUAUGAGUCCAAAGCCCACAUUCACUGCAGCGUCAAGUCAGAACAUUCUGUGGCAGCCAAAACCGGCGGUUGUUUUCCGGGCGAUUCUCAGGUUACUCUUGAGGGUGGGGCUGCUAGACAGAUGCGUGAGCUUCGCCCCGGUGACCGUGUCUUAGCUUCCUCAACGACAGAUGGCAGUGGUCCUCUUCUCUACAGCCCAGUUUUAUCAUUUUUGGACCGCCAGCCCAACAUCACAAAGAUCUUCUACACCAUUGGCACAGACACAGGACUUAAUAUUACGCUCACAGCUGCCCAUCUGAUCUUUGUGAGCGACUGCACUGGUGGCCAGAGUGAGCCGGGAGGGGAAGAGGAGGUUAAAGAGACGCUGCUGGGCUCCAUGCCGGGGGACCGGCCGAGCUGGAGAGCAGAUCUGAGGUCAGUUUUCGCCAGCGAGGUCCGCCCAGGACAGUGCGUACUAGCGCCGCCAGUGAAGGUGGGGUCUCAGGCAGCGUUUUCUGUUGUUACCUUUGUGGAGGAGCAGAGGAGCACCGGACUGUAUGCCCCACUCACUCAGCAUGGGUCUAUAGUGGUGAACGGUGUGCUGGCAUCCUGCUACGCCGCUGUGGACAAUCACCACUUGGCCCACUGGGCCCUGGCCCCACUGAGAUUCUUCUACAGCCUGUUAGGGCCUUCAGAACCGCAGACUGACGGGCUGCACUGGUACCCUUGGCUCCUACAGAAGCUGGGGCAAAUGCUGCUGGAUGCAGGACACUUCCACCCCUGGGGGAUGGAGCAAAGACAUAAAUAGGAGCCACAGAGACAUGUUUCACGCUGAUGACUUCAUUCAAAUGCCUGUAUUCAGGGGCCCCAAAGCACAGAACACAGAUGUCCCUCUGAACAGAGGAAAGCGACUGAGUGUCCACCAAAGACAAUUGAUUUUAUAGUGUAAAUGUAUUUUGUACUAAAUCUACUUGCCUGUAUUUGCUGUACUUCAACAUACUCCUUUUUGCGGCACAAGUGAAAUUGUGCGAGGGACAAAGACAGGCUGAUACAAUUUGCUUUAGUGUUUGAAUAACUGAAGUAUCAGUAUAAAUCAAAAUCACGUGUCUAACUUUAAAACCAACAUAAACACAGGCGUAAGUAUCACUCCCGUUCAAUGCCCACACUUUAGAGAUGAAAAAAAGACUGUGAUGCAAUACAACAGCUUCAAUCAAAAGAGUAGGUAGGUGAAGUAAGACAAUCAUGUUUCCUCAUUCCUUUUGUAGCGUAUUAACUGUAAUCUGUCAUUCUGCAUUUGAUAUCAAGCUGGGACAUACGGUUACAGUUAAAAGAAAUUAACAUAUGAGGGAAAAGGGGAAGUAUCAUGAAGGAAACCAAGGACAUAACAUUUAACGCUCUGUAUGUUCAUAGGUAUUUAUACAGUCAAGUAACAAUGAGAGAAAGGACAACAAAUUAACUCUAGUGCCGAGAUCAUAAUCGAUCCUCUCCGUGGAGCCUAAAGCGCAUAUUAGAAUUAACUGACAAAAUAACAUUCAACUGGAAAAACUCAGAAGAUCAUUGAAAUGUGGACAUUUCUACUUUAUUUUAUCAGGUAUUUUGUGACAUGUUUUUCAUUGUUUCAGGUUUUCAGGUCAGUAAUACCUAGUUAAGAUAUACACAAUACUCAGGCUGUAUUCAACUACUGUAUUAAGCAACAGCUAUGCAUCUCGAUAAAUUAACCGCUAUCUUUAAUCUUGAAUAGUAAGAGUUUGUUCGAUAGCUUUGUAUUCCAUCGAUCACCCAAGACAAUCUUAAUUUUAACUCUGUGAGAAGUAGAUCUCAUCUUGUGAUAUGUGGCCGAAUGUACACGGCUACACAUAUAUGCUUGUUGAGCAUGUUUUGUGACGAUUCGAACAGUUGCCAUUAUCAAGAAACUCCAAGGCCUUCUUUUGUAGGGGCCUGCUCAAAGAUUUGUUAAAUAUGUAUAUUAAGCUGUUGUUGGAGAGACUAUUUAAAGAUCUAUUUUUAGAAAAUAAUGUAAACUAUUAUUAUUUUUGGCAACUAUGUGCAUACAAUUUGUAUUUGAAACAUAAAGUUGUUGUUUUUAAACCAA
Molecule: messenger RNA, 3209 nt
Organism: Scophthalmus maximus (turbot)
Lineage: Eukaryota; Metazoa; Chordata; Actinopteri; Pleuronectiformes; Scophthalmidae
Product: indian hedgehog B protein
Exons: 4
Coding region: 612-1925 (437 amino acids)
Biological process (GO): protein autoprocessing; cell-cell signaling; multicellular organism development
Molecular function (GO): calcium ion binding; patched binding
Source: RefSeq, a predicted model, not a curated record